Messenger RNA from Cokeromyces recurvatus, 1994 nucleotides. RefSeq lists its product as uncharacterized. The transcript has 7 exons. Gene Ontology annotation, molecular function: nucleic acid binding; exonuclease activity. NCBI's taxonomy places the organism in Eukaryota, Fungi, Mucoromycota, Mucoromycetes, Mucorales, Mucoraceae. The record is from RefSeq and is a predicted model, not a curated record. Bases 31 to 1863 code for a protein of 610 amino acids. Gene Ontology annotation, cellular component: nucleus.
UUUUUUUUUUUCUUUUUUUUUUCAAUUUUAAUGAAUAACAAUUAUUCAAUAAUCAAAGAGAAAACAACUUCAUCGACAAAACGAUCUUAUACUUCUGAUACAAAUAUCAUGUGUGAAGAACAUCUAGACAAUAAAAAACAAAAGACGAAUGAGGAAAUGAAACUUACUUCUAAACAAAAAAAGAAGGCCUCCAAGGCACGUAAACUUGGAAUGACUUUUGAAAUUAAAGAUGAUGAAUUGAUUAUUCACCCUAAAAUUAUAUUUAAACAUUUUAAUGAUUUUGCAUCCAUGAAAGACGUACGAAAUUUAAUGUUGAUGGCAUUGACUCCUCAAGGUAAACAAGGACGUCUUGCAGAGGUUCCUGACUUUCCAGGUGUAGACAAAGUCAAAAAGGCAAUUAUAAUGGAUGUACCUAUUUUUGAUCCUCAUGAAAUGAAUAUGCCAAUGGAAGCUUUUAAUGUUUCAAAAAAUACAUCACCCAAUGUUUAUAGAGAAUUGAAAGAGCAUCUUUUCUAUAAAUACAUUAAACAAUCAGAUGAUGAAGAUGAUGAAAUUUUGGCUCUCAUUAGUGCGGCAGGAUUUGAUCAAUAUAAACGUGUCCAUGAUCGAUUUUUAGAUCUUUUAGAAGUACCAUUAUCAAAAGGGGAACUUAAAAAAAAGCGUGAAGAAGAAGAUAAAGAUCCUGAUCAAAGAAAAUCCAUUACGCCCGACAUGUUGAUCAUGUCAAAAGAACUGUUGAAAAUGGAGGAUUUUCCUAUUCAUUCAAUUUUAGAUCCUGAUAGUAAAUUAGAAGAAGGUUGGGUGGAUACACCACCAGGAAAAGGAAUAGAACCUAAAAAGUUGGUUGCGCUUGAUUGUGAGAUGUGUAAAACAGUAAAUGGUUAUGCAAUCACUAGAGUGGCACUCAUCGAUAGGGAGAACAAUCCACUUAUUAACGAAUUAGUUAAACCAACUGAGGAGAUUACAGACUAUGUUACACAUAUUAGUGGUGUAGAUGAACAAUCCUUAAGGGAUGUAAAGACUACUUUAGCGGAUAUUCAGAGAAAGAUUCAAUCCUAUGUAGAUGGAGAUACUAUUUUAGUUGGACAUGGAUUAGUGAAUGAUAUGAAAUGUCUAAAGAUGAGACAUCCUUAUAUCAUUGAUACUUCUAUUAUUUAUCACCAUAAAAACGGACCACCUUAUAAGCCCUCACUUCGUGAUUUGACUACACGUUAUUUAAAACGUACCAUUCAGAUAAAAGAUGAAGACAAAAAGCCUGGCCAAGAGAGAGGACAUGAUCCGUGUGAAGAUGCUAUUGCAAGUUUAGAGCUAUUGGAACGAAAACUUCGAUAUGGUCUUAACUAUGGCUUAACAGGAUUAUCUCAGACAGAAACCAUUCUUGAUUAUUUAAAACGUAGUGGUCAAAAGGGAGCCAUUAUUGAAUGCAACGCAUCAUUAAGUACCUUAAUGAAGCAAAAAUUAGCAGAGAGUGAUCAAAGAGAUUAUUAUGUUGAAAAAUGUGAUGAAGAUAUGGUUCAUAGAAUAAUUGAAGAACAUCAUGAUAAAGAUUUAAUUAUUGCUCGAUUCGAUUUGCCUGAAGCUACUGAAGAAGAAAGAAGAAAGAAGUUUUUAUCCUUAUUCGAGACGAUAUAUGAAAAAAUGGAAAAGAACACUGCCUAUUGUAUUACAACUGGUUAUAGAUUUAAUAAGCAGCGUGAAGAGCUUAGAGAGAAACGUGUAGAAUACAAGAAAAAGUUAAAAAAAGUUGGGUUAGCCGAGAUUCCGUUAGAAGAACGAUGGAGUCUUGAAGAUGAACACAUGUUAGAACAAAUAGCUGAUACGACUCGUCGCGGGUUUAUCUUUGCAUCCAUCAAAACCAUUUAAUUCAUUCAGCAGGUCUUUUUCUCUCUUUUAGACUCAUAUAAAGAAAUUAGCUUUGUACUUUUACAUAUAAAAGAAACCCUUUUUUUUUUUUCUUUAUUUAUUAACUAUCCCGAACCUUCAAAAGAUUUUCC